Molecule: messenger RNA, 414 nt
Organism: Penicillium psychrosexuale
Lineage: Eukaryota; Fungi; Ascomycota; Eurotiomycetes; Eurotiales; Aspergillaceae
Exons: 1
Coding region: 1-414 (137 amino acids)
Source: RefSeq, a predicted model, not a curated record
AUGGCAAAAUCGAGCUCAGAUAUCUUCAUGAGCAUCAAACCCGAGCACAUGGGCAAUAUCGCCUCUGGCGCGAAGAACCAUGAAUACCGUGGUUACCUACUCCCGCAGAAGGUCCACCGCAUCUGGUUCUAUACCACUCUCCCCGUCAAGCAAAUCGCGUUUGUCGCUCGUAUAUCCCCAGGGAAAAUUCCAGGCGAGGUCCCGGAAGACGGCGGGAUUGGCAAUACGGACUUCAACGCGGGUAUGAAGAAGUCCAAGUAUGGCUACGCAAUAGUCAAGCUGUGGAUGUUGAAGCAUCCUAUCAGCUUGGAGAAGGCUAUCUUGGAAGGGUUCUUGAAAGGUGCACCGCAAAAGUAUUGUUGGGUGCCAAUCAGUCUUUUACGGCGCUAUCCACUGGAUAAACCGCCUCACUGA